Molecule: messenger RNA, 332 nt
Organism: Elaeis guineensis (African oil palm)
Lineage: Eukaryota; Viridiplantae; Streptophyta; Magnoliopsida; Arecales; Arecaceae
Source: RefSeq, a predicted model, not a curated record
AUGGCUGCGCGUAUUCCGCUUCGUCUUAUGCAACAUCGCCCCACCCGGAGACAAAAUAUAGGAAAGGAGAAAAGACCAAAUCCAUCUCGAUGUCUCCCGUGUUCUGUCUUGUACUAUUGUGGAAUCACUCCGCUUCCCCUUGCCCUUGCCUCCUCACUCGUUAAUCAAAGAAUUCUCAUAAAUAAUGAUACUUUAAUCUUCUCCAUCCCCUUUUUCGAUCCCAGCGGAUCCGAACAUUCGAAUCUUUCGCUCAUUCGAGUCGGGAAUGCGACAAUGGGAUCGAAGAAGAAGGGCUCCAUCAGCGAAGAUGAUGUCUCGAUCCUUCUCCAAAG